AUGCCUGUUGACGUUGCCCCUAUCCGUUUGAGCACUUCCUCUGCGGAACCCGACCCUGACACGUUGGAAAGUCAAGUGCGUCAGCUCAAAAAGGAGCUCAAAGAUUGGGAGCAUGCAUUUGCAAGCAAGGAAGGGAGAAAACCGGAGAAGGCCGAUAUAACGGCGAACAAGGACAUAGCGCGACGAUACAAGGCGUAUAUCAAGCUAAAGUCUUCACUCGAGAGCUCACCUGCGCCGGAUGAGAAGACUGAGAAAUCGAUACCCCGAUCUAAAUCAAGUAAACAACGUCGGCCGGCCACUCGUGAUGAUGAGGCAACAGAGGGUACCGCCAAUGAGGAAGAUGUUAUUCCAUUGCCAACCGUUGCAAUGCCAAAACCGCCUCCAGUUGCAAAGAAGGUGCCCCGGAAUGCGGUACGGAAGGCCGCUGGGGCACGAGCUCUUACUAAGCCGAAAAGCAGAGGGGAACCAACCGACGAUCCCUUUACCAGAGACGUGACAUCGGACGGUGGAGAUGAUUCUGAAGCUGCAGCAGAACAACAAUCUCCGAGAGGGUCCACCACUUUGAAAGCAAACUUUUUGGACAAAGAAGCCGUUACGGCCAUCGCCACCUCUACUUUGGUUUCAGAAGAGCACCUGGACACGAGCUUGAACCCAUCGACGGCCAUAGCAGCCGAAGCCAGACCGUGGGGGGCAACAGCAGCUCUGCCAGAAAAUUUCAAAUUGAGAAGAAAUACAGUCUCAGUAGGACCCAUUUCCACUGCAACGCUCUCUGCGGCUGAGAAACGGCCAACAUCGCGGCCUGGAACCGCAUCUGGAGAGCGACGUUCGACUUUCAGCGAGGGAUCAAGACCAGUGACGAGCGCUGGCGGCAUCGGUAGCAAUACCGCCAAUGCAGGCAGCCUGCAGGAUAACUUUGGAUCCACAGAGGCGUCUGAAUUUCUGGAUUUUAUGAAUCGACGAAAGGAAAUUGAGAAAAUUACCUCCACGCAGGUACCUGCGGGAGCCGUUACCGCUGCCGAAGCCCUCAAAGCCAUGCAGCAACGUCCCAACUCACCCAACACUACGUCGCCUAUGAAGACGGAUCGUGCACGUGCACCCAUUGUAACCUCCAUUACAGUUCAACAGUCCCCCUCCUCCGCGAAUGCCAGCAAGUCAUCGGCGUCACCCUCCAUCCAAGCUAAUCCGCCCUCACAGCCUUUGACUGCUGCUCAACUCCGAGAACUCGCCAAACCUUACGAUCCGACUGAUAUUGACUUGGAGGACGAUACCAUCCUAGAUACACCUAUACACGCCAUCGAUCACCGUAUAUCGGCGUCAUCACCAACCAGCCGCCGAUCAGAUGCGCCCAAACCACCUAAACGACAAUCGCUCGCGUUUGUAGCCUCUCCACAACAUCGAGCCCAGCAACAGGAUGUAGACGACGGAGCGGAUGAGGAGGAAGAGGAAAAUGCUGGAGAUAUAGUGGCACCUUUGGCCACAUCCCCCAUGAACCCACAAACGAUGUGUGUUGGAGCCGAUGCGAUUGGUUCGGCAAUGAACCCAAGCCUGACCAACGCGCAGAUCUUUUACCGUAUCCCGCCAGAAUAUAUCCUCCGCUGCAAACUUUAUCGCAAGAAAAAUAUUCUCGACAAGGCACAUCCAACGUUUUUCCUAUAUAAUCAGGUUGAUGACACCUUCCUCCUCGCCGCACGUAAAAGAAAGAAGUCGAAGAGUGUCAAUUACGUUAUAUCCACAAGUCAGGUUGAUAUGAGUAAAGAUUCAAAGCACUAUGUUGCGAAGUUGAAGGCAAACUUCCAACGGACAAACUUCAUCCUCUUGGAUGCACGAUCCUACAAUCCUCGCGCAUCCAAUAAAGGGUUGCGAGAGCUCGCUUGCGUCAGUUAUAGUAAAACUGUUCUUCCCAGAGAAAUGUCCGUGGCUAUUCCCGCAACCCACAUUGAAGAGCUAUCGGAACAUUACUCAAAGGAUAUAAUGGCAGAUGUCAAAACCCAAAACACCAACAAACUACUCUUUCUGCGAAACAAGCCUCCACGGUGGAACGAAGUUACUCAGUCACAUUGUUUGAAUUUUGGCGGACGGGUGACGCAGCCUUCCAUCAAAAACUUCCAACUAGUCGGGACGGAGAAUGAAAACUUUGUCAUAAUGCAAUUUGGACGAUGUGGCCCGGACUAUUUUACGCUGGAUGUGCGAUACCCCAUGACUCCUCUCGACGCAUUCGCCGUGGCACUGACCACCUUCGAUGCAUACGACAAUGCAUGACAAAGUUAAUUGUUGCAACAUCAUCUUACGGUGCCAUGGGUUGGAGAAAAGUCUUCAGAUGACAUUGUAUACACCCAAAAGUUUGUUCAGUAACGUUUGUAUGUAAGAUUUUUAAAAGUGUAUACUAUGUACUGGUUUACCCAUAUCUAUUAGCCAGCUCAAUGCAAGAUAAUGAG
This is a messenger RNA of Spizellomyces punctatus DAOM BR117, 2435 nucleotides long. RefSeq lists its product as uncharacterized. Gene Ontology annotation, biological process: DNA replication; protein localization to cilium. The coding region runs from base 1 to 2259 and encodes 752 amino acids. The transcript has 8 exons. The record is from RefSeq and is a predicted model, not a curated record. Gene Ontology annotation, cellular component: cilium. Lineage: Eukaryota; Fungi; Chytridiomycota; Chytridiomycetes; Spizellomycetales; Spizellomycetaceae.